Tachyglossus aculeatus (Australian echidna) is the source of this 3053-nucleotide messenger RNA. It is a transcript of the gene DDR1, whose product is annotated as discoidin domain receptor tyrosine kinase 1. Lineage: Eukaryota; Metazoa; Chordata; Mammalia; Monotremata; Tachyglossidae. Gene Ontology annotation, biological process: protein phosphorylation; cell surface receptor protein tyrosine kinase signaling pathway; positive regulation of kinase activity. Gene Ontology annotation, molecular function: ATP binding; collagen binding; protein tyrosine kinase collagen receptor activity. The record is from RefSeq and is a predicted model, not a curated record. Gene Ontology annotation, cellular component: signaling receptor complex; membrane.
CCCGAGCUCCUCUCCCCGGAACAGGCCCCCGACAGCUGCUCGGCGGAGCCGCCCCCGACACCCGAGCUGGGCGCCGCCCACUGCCUUCCCCGGGGCCCCGAGCCCGGGAGCCGGCAUACCUGGGGCCCCCGCUGGCCGGACGGAAGACAUGCCGCCCCCUCCCCCGGGGGCCUGACGGAUUGGGAAGGAUGGGCCGAGGCCCCCCGACCUCGAGGCUGCCCUCUCUUCUGCUGCUGCUGCUGCUGCUGCUGCUGACCCUGGGGCCGUGGGCCACACCUGCGCAGGCCGACAUGGACGGACACUUUGACCCCGCCAAGUGCCGCUACGCGCUGGGCAUGCAGGACCGCACGAUUCCCGACAGCGACAUCUCCGCGUCCAGCUCUUGGUCCGACUCCACGGCCGCCCGGCACAGCAGGCUGGAGAGCAGCGACGGGGACGGAGCCUGGUGCCCGGCGGAGCCCGUGUUCCCGGCGGAGGCCGAGUACCUGCAGGUGGACCUGCGGCGGCUGCACCUGGUGGCCCUGGUAGGGACUCAGGGCCGGCACGCUGGGGGACUGGGCAAGGAGUUCUCCCCCGGCUACCGGCUCCGCUACUCACGAGAUGGCCAUCGCUGGAUGUCCUGGAAGGACCGCUGGGGACAGGAGGUGAUCUCGGGGAACGAGGACCCCGGGGGGGUGGUGCUGAAGGACCUGGGCCCCCCGCUGGUGGCCCGUCUCGUCCGCUUCUACCCCAGGGCCGACCGACUCAUGAGCGUGUGUCUUCGCGUGGAGCUGUACGGCUGCCUCUGGAAGGAUGGUCUGCUGUCCUACACAGCACCCGAGGGCCAGACUAUGUACUUGUCAGAGGCCAUACACCUCAAUGACUCCACCUACGACGGCUACUCGGUUAGCGGGCUUCAGUACGGGGGCCUGGGCCAGCUGACGGACGGCGUGCUGGGUCUGGAUGACUUCCGCCGGAGCCGGGAGCUGCGGGUGUGGCCGGGCUACGACUACGUGGGCUGGGCCAACGCCAGCUUCCCCCACGGCUACGUGGAGAUGGAGUUCGAGUUUGACCGGCUCCGGGCCUUCCGGGCCAUGCAGGUCCACUGCAACAACAUGCACAGGCAGGGUGUUCGCCUCCCGGGCGGCGUGGACUGCCGCUUCAAGCGGGGCCUGGCGUCGGGCUGGGAAGAGGAGCCGGUACGGCACACGCUGGCCGGGGGACUCGGGGACCCCAGCGCCCGGGCCGUGGCCGUGCCCCUCGGGGGCCGCGUCGCCCGCUUCCUGCAGUGCCGCUUCUUCUUUGCCGGGCCCUGGCUGCUCUUCAGCGAGAUCGCCUUCCUCUCCGAUGUGGUGAACGGAUCAUCUCCGGUCGAAUUCUCUCUGCCCUCAGAUGGCAGCGCCCCUCCUGCCCCCGGUCCAGCCCCCACCAACUUCAGCAGCCUGGAGGCCGAGCCGCGGGGGCAGCAGCCGGUGCCCAAGGCGGAGGGCAGCCCCACGGCCAUCCUGAUCGGCUGCCUGGUGGCCAUCAUCCUCCUGCUGUUGCUCGUCAUUGCCCUCAUGCUCUGGAGGCAGCACUGGCGCCGCUUGCUAGGCAAGGCGGAGCGGCGGGUAUCGGAGGAGGAGCUGACCGUCCACCUCUCCGUCCCCGGAGACACUGUGCUCAUCAACAACCGGCCCGGCCCCUGCGAGCCGCCCCCCUACCAGGAGCCCCGGCCCCGCGGCGGUGGCGGCGGCCCCCCUCCCGGGCCCAGCGCCCCCCACAAUGGCUCUGCGCUGCUGCUCUCCAAUCCGGCCUACCGCCUUCUCCUGGCCACUUAUGCCCGCCCCCCCCGCGGCCUCGGGCACCCCACGCCCGCCUGGGCCAAACCCACCAACACCCAGGCGUGCACCGGGGACUACAUGGAGCCGGAGAAGCCCGGGGCACCCCUGCUGCCCCCGCCCCCCAGCAGCGUGCCGCACUACGCCGAGGCCGACAUCGUCACCCUGCAGGGCGUCACUGGGGGCAACACGUACGCCGUGCCGGCCCUGCCCCCCGGGGUGGUGGCCGACGGCCCCCCCCGCGGGGACUUCCCCCGUUCCCGCCUCCGCUUCAAGGAGAAGCUUGGAGAGGGCCAGUUUGGAGAGGUGCACCUGUGCGAGGUGGAGAGCCCCCAGGACCUGCUCAGCCUCGAGUUCCCCCUCAACGUCCGCAAGGGCCGCCCCCUGCUCGUGGCCGUCAAGAUCCUGCGCUCCGAUGCCACCAAGAAUGCCCGGAACGACUUCCUGAAGGAGGUGAAGAUCAUGUCGCGGCUCAAGGACCCCAACAUCAUCCGCCUGCUGGGUGUGUGCGUGCAGGACGACCCCCUCUGCAUGAUCACCGACUACAUGGAGAACGGCGACCUCAACCAGUUCCUCAGUGCCCACCAGCUGGAGGACAAGGUGGUGGCCGGAGGCCCGGGCCCGGGGCCCGGAGGAGCCGCCCAGGGACCCACCAUCAGCUACCCGAUGCUGCUGCACGUGGCGGCCCAGAUCGCCUCGGGGAUGCGCUACCUGGCCACGCUCAACUUCGUUCACCGCGACCUGGCCACGCGCAACUGCCUGGUCGGGGAGCACUUCACCAUCAAGAUUGCCGACUUCGGCAUGAGCCGCAACCUGUACGCCGGGGACUACUAUCGGGUGCAAGGCCGGGCCGUGCUGCCCAUCCGCUGGAUGGCCUGGGAGUGCAUCCUCAUGGGCAAGUUCACGACGGCCAGCGACGUUUGGGCGUUUGGGGUGACCCUGUGGGAGGUCCUGACGCUGUGCCGGGCCCAGCCCUUCGGACAGCUGACGGACGAGCAGGUCAUCGAGAACGCCGGCGAGUUCUUCCGGGACCAGGGCCGACAGGUGUACCUGUCUCGCCCCCCGACCUGCCCGUCGGCCCUCUACGAGCUCAUCCUCCGCUGCUGGAGCCGGGAGCCCGAGGAGCGGCCCCUGUUCCCCCAGCUGCACCGCUGCCUGGCCGAGGAUGCUCUCAACACGGUCUGAACCCCAGCGGCCGGGACACAAGAGGAACCCCCCCCCCCCCCAUGCCCUCCCCUGCUACCCUCUUCCUCA